This is a messenger RNA of Tilletiaria anomala UBC 951, 1005 nucleotides long. RefSeq names its product DUF1000-domain-containing protein. NCBI's taxonomy places the organism in Eukaryota, Fungi, Basidiomycota, Exobasidiomycetes, Georgefischeriales, Tilletiariaceae. Gene Ontology annotation, cellular component: nucleus. Bases 95 to 790 code for a protein of 231 amino acids. The transcript has 2 exons. The record is from RefSeq and is a predicted model, not a curated record.
GUACCGACAACCACUCGACAUUGCAGCGGUACAGCUGGCCAGUGUAUGUGAUCAGAUCGUUUCUGCCUGUACGACGAGCGCUGGCGUGGCGGCAAUGGUAAGGUGCGGUGACGAGCAUCAUGGCCAUGGCCACUGCCAUGGGCACUCGCAUGACGACGACGACCACCUCAAGACUGAGGGCGAGCAGGACUAUCUGUACGGCGUCGUCGACAGGGACGCAGUUCUAGUCCUCAAUGAGCAUGAACCAAACGCAGGCAAGCGCAUCAUCAAGCCUUGGGCGGAGCGCAACACGCUCGAAACCUAUGUGGAAUCGAGCGUGGACGACUCACUGCUGAUCCGCAUCCCUUUCGCCUCCUCUUCGUCGGUCAAGCUACGCACACUGCUGCUCAACGCGGGUCCGGGCGAGCAGACGCCGGACACGGUGCACAUCUUCACCAACAGCACGCCGCCAAUCGACUUUGCUGACGCUGCCGACCGCGCGGCGCUGCCGCCCAAGUCGCCUCAGGCGCCUGCGCAGACAUUAUCCAACGUCGCUGCGACAAAUGCGACGCAAGUCGUCGAGUACCCCCUGCGCGUCGCCAAGUUCAGCCGCGUGCGCGACGUGACUCUCUACAUUCCCGCCAGCCAGGGAGCAGAGACGACGCGCGUCUACUUUGCCGGGUUCAAGGGCGAAUGGGAGAAGAGCUCUCGAGAAGCGCCGGUAGGAAUCAUCUACGAGAGCGCACCGCAGCUGAAGGAUCAUGUCAAGGUCGCAGGCACCGCAGCUGGGUCCAAUAACCUUGGUUCAUAGCCAUAGUUCCGCGACCGGGAUCGGGUAAGGGAUACACCAGCGGAGGAAAGACGCAACCGCCAAAGGCUAUAUCCAAGUCGUCCACGCACGCUUGUAUAGUUCAGCCUAAUACUUUCUCUCUUUAGCACCAUGUAGCAAAUAUCUUUACUGAUCUGCAGAGUGAUGAUUUGAUCAUUGCACAAGCGCAUCGCGCAGCUUUUGCUGCUUCGUCUUCA